AUGUUAGGGUGGCCCGUGCCAAUCCCAGCUCUGCUGCUCACUGCUGACUGCCUUGGCAAAGCCGUCCAGCCUCCGCCAUGCAGACUGAACCCAGAGACCCCCCAGACCGAUUCUCACCCCAGUUUUUCCUUUGAGGACUGCAAAGCUAUUGCUGGAGGAAGACAAGCAUGUGCCGCCAGCUCCCUCGGCUCAGUUCCAGGCCCAGGACUGGCUGACCCAUCCUUGAUGGUGUGCAGAAGCCUUUCCCCAUCUACCAGGCACAUAGUACCUCCACCUCCCAGGUUGUGUGAGGAUUGGAGACCGACUGCUCCUGUACUGGAGCCAUCCCAGGUGCCCUGUGCCAUCCUGGCUGUUUCACCCAUUACCACAGCUGAGCCCCACAACCUGCCGAGCUUGCCCAGUGACUUGAAUUUUGCAGGACAAGGGGCCUAUGUGCACCUCAAGUGGCAUGACUGGGACCUGAACAACCAUGCCCCCAUUCUGUUGAGGCAGCAGGAACUUCUGCAUCUCAAGGAGGCUGAGGUGGAGGCUAUCCCAGUUGCCACUGAGCUCACUGCAACACCAGAGGUUUCUAGCCAACACAAGAAUGAGCUGAGAGAGAAGAAGCCUGACCUCCUGGACUUCCAUCCCAAACUGGUGGCAGAGCAACUGACUUACAUGUAUACAGUGAGCAUCUGGGCCUUCAGGGAGCUGUUCAAGAAGAUGGUGCCCCAUCAGUGCCUGGGCUCGGUCUGGUCCCGGAGGAACAGGCCUGGCAACGAGCACCUGGCACCCACAGUCCGGGCCACCAUCGCCCAGUUCAAUGCCGUGGCCAGCUGCAUCGUCACCACGUGCCUUGGCAACCCAAGCAUGACAGCCCGGGACAGGGCUGUGGUGGUGGACCACUGGAUCCGGGUGGCCAAGGCCUGUCAGAUCCUGGGGAACUACUCCUCCCUGCAUGCCAUCCUUGAGGCUCUGCAGAGUGUCUCCAUUCACCACCUGAAGAGGACAUGGGACAACGUUUCCAGGAAGAGCUUCCAAACAUACAAAAAGCUCUGCAGAGAAGACAACCCCCAGGGCAGGGAACUACUCAUCAAGGAGCGGCCCUCGAAUAAACUUGCCACCCUGGUGAGGCAGCUGCACAAAGCGUGGAAGGGGCUGCCGAAGAAGGGUGUCGUCCCAUACCUUGGCACUUUCCUCACUGACCUGGUGAUGUUGGAUACUGCAAUGGAGGACUACCUGGAGGGCAAUGAGAUCAACCACUGCAAAAAGAAUAAGGAAUACCGAGUCCUCACGGACAUCAUGCUGCUCCAGGCGGCGGCAGAGAAUUACUGCCUAGAGCCCCAGCAUCCAUUCACGGCCUGGUUCUGGGCUGUGGAGAGGCUCAGCGAGGAUGACAGCUACAUCCUGUCCUGCCAGCUGGAGCCGCGGUCCUAGCUGGCCAGCAGAACACAAGCACCAGGACAACUGGCUACAGCCACCAUCAGAGCUGAACCCAUGGCCACUGGCCGAGCAAGGAUUGCCCCUCGGCCCCUGGGCUCCUUGUGGUGCGCGAGCCCCAUCUGCUGCUCAACACCCCUUCCUCUCACCUACAGAAUUAUUUUUUUUGUGGGCUGGGGGCAAUAUUUAAUAUAACUAAAGGGUUGGUAUUUAA
Molecule: messenger RNA, 1633 nt
Organism: Lutra lutra (Eurasian river otter)
Lineage: Eukaryota; Metazoa; Chordata; Mammalia; Carnivora; Mustelidae
Product: ral guanine nucleotide dissociation stimulator-like
Exons: 12
Coding region: 1-1416 (471 amino acids)
Biological process (GO): positive regulation of GTPase activity; Ras protein signal transduction
Cellular component (GO): plasma membrane
Molecular function (GO): guanyl-nucleotide exchange factor activity
Source: RefSeq, a predicted model, not a curated record